This is a messenger RNA of Carassius carassius (crucian carp), 2193 nucleotides long. Its product is annotated as interferon gamma receptor 1-like. The transcript is spliced from 11 exons. Bases 79 to 1776 code for a protein of 565 amino acids. The record is from RefSeq and is a predicted model, not a curated record. Gene Ontology annotation, molecular function: protein binding. Lineage: Eukaryota; Metazoa; Chordata; Actinopteri; Cypriniformes; Cyprinidae.
GACUCACGAAAUGCUGCUUGGGUUUAGGAAAGACAUCUGAAAUCGCCCUGCACCGUUUUAGAAAACCGAUUUAACACAAUGCCGAAGCAUCUUGUAUUUGAGUUUGCUGUGUUUCAUUCAUUACUGUUCGCAGGAGUCUUUGGUUUUGUUCCUUCUCCAACAAACAUCAGUGUUGUUUGUCACAACUUUGUGAAUGUCCUCUACUGGAACUACAGUAACCCAACCGAACAGCUGAAAUUCAGUGUAAAGAUUGGAGGUUAUUUAAGUGGUUCCCAAACCGUUGACACCCCUCAGACGUACCUUGAUAUCAGCAGCUACAGCAGUGAUGUGGGUGACAACUACUUAGUGUUGGUGACGGCACAUGAUGGGCAAGAGAAAUCAGAAAGCGUCUCCAUUAAAUUCACCUACAGCCAAGAUUUUAUUGAAGGGAAAAACCCUAAAUGCUCUUUGGACUUCCCGGCUGUAAAUACGUCUGUCCACAAAGACAUGAUUGAAGUGUCCAUUCAGCACCCUUUCUUUCUUCAUAAGCAAGACAUUCUGAAGGAACGGUUUACCUACACAGUUACACAUGAUGAGCAAAUAUUUUCACACUCAUGUUUUGUGAAGGACGAGAUGUGCACUGUGAAAAUCCACCUGAAUGAAAGCACAGCUGGACAGUGUGUGGAGCUGAAGUUUGAAGGGAAGAUUGCUGGUAUCCCUUUGAAUACCUACAGAAAUGUUUGUGUCCCUCAGCAGAUACCUGAGACCGUUCCUUCUCCAACAAACGUCAGUGUUGUUUGUCACAACUUUGUGAAUGUCCUCUACUGGAACUACAGUAACCCAACCGAACAGAUGAAAUUCAGUGUAAAGAUUGGAGGUUAUUUAAGUGGUUCCCAAACCGUUGACACCCCUCAGACGUACCUUGAUAUCAGCAGCUACAGCAGUGAUGUGGGUGACAACUACUUAGUGUUGGUGACGGCACAUGAUGGGCAAGAGAAAUCAGAAAGCGUCUCCAUUAAAUUCAGCUACAGCCAAGACUUUAUUGAAGGGAAAAACCCUAAAUGCUCUUUGGACUUCCCGGCUGUAAAUACGUCUGUCCACAAAGACAUGAUUGAAGUGUCCAUUCAGCACCCUUUCUUUCUUCAUAAGCAAGACAUUCUGAAGGAACGGUUUACCUACACAGUUACACAUGAUGAGCAAAUAUUUUCACACUCAUGUUUUGUGAAGGACGAGCUGUGCACUGUGAAAAUACACCUGAACGAAGGCACAGCUGGACAGUGUGUGGAGCUGAAGUUUAAAGGGAAGAUUGCUGGUAUCCCUUUGAAUACCUACAGAAAUGUUUGUGUCCCUCAGCAGAUACCUGAGACCGACCAAACAGGACUAAUCGCAGCUGUGCUAGGCGGAGCGACUGUCAUGGUCUUCAUUAUCAUUGGCUUUGUGUGGCUGCUCUGGAAGAAAUGGUCCAAAAUUCCUAAAACACCUCAAAGUUUGUGGAAAGUUAUCCCUGGGCAGUCUCACACAAUCCUUGUUUCCCAACCCGAGCGGACCACUGUUUCUUCCUUGACAUCUCAGGGACACAAACCUCUACUGACAGAUACUUCUCCCCCCAUUUUCCCGGAUGAAGACUGCAAAGAAAACACAACCCUUGAAACUGAUCUGUCUGAGGUGUCUGAAGAGGAUGUGAAUUGGGACAACUCUGAAGGCUUUUCGUCUGACUAUGACAGACCCAAAUUCCUGCAGGAGAUGAGUCCGGGGGACAAUACUGAGGGAUACGGCCCACGGCCACCAGUACUUUAGGUCUGAAUGAGUGUAAAAAUGACACUGGAAAGUCUUUGUGUUUCAUAUGCAAAGAUGGCCUGUUCAAUAUUUUUUUUUGGUCUAUUAACAAUUUCACACACUGAUCAGCUGGCUUGUCCAAGUCAAAGUUACUACAAAGUAGAGCCAUGCACGGGACUGGUUUCUUAAACCCGCUACCGCCCGCUCCCGCUGAAUGUAUGACCAGGCCCGCCCGCUGCCGCAACCUAUGUGUUGCACACCCGCCCACACCCGCAAUGUUUGUGUUCACAGCCACCUGCUCCCGCGGUAUUUAUCUCAGAGCUUGUGAAAAGUGUAGCCUAGACAAAUAGGUACUCAGACUAAAUAUUUGUUCAAGGUAACAUUUAGAAUAACAGAUUUUAGACAUGAUUGCAUUUAAAUAAUAUAAAGUAACCGAUG